Molecule: messenger RNA, 408 nt
Organism: Eremothecium gossypii ATCC 10895
Lineage: Eukaryota; Fungi; Ascomycota; Saccharomycetes; Saccharomycetales; Saccharomycetaceae
Gene: TRM112
Product: RNA methylation protein TRM112
Exons: 1
Coding region: 1-408 (135 amino acids)
Biological process (GO): rRNA (guanine-N7)-methylation; tRNA methylation; peptidyl-glutamine methylation
Molecular function (GO): protein heterodimerization activity
Source: RefSeq, marked provisional
AUGAAGUUCCUAACGACCAACUUUCUCAAGUGCUCCGUGCCCGCGUGCGACGGCAGCAACGACAACUUUCCGCUGCGCUACAUCGGUGACAAGUGCCAGCUGCAGCAGGACAGUUCCAUCGAAUUCAACCCAGACUUCCUGUUGCGCAUUCUUGACCGCGUGCAGUGGGAUGCGAUAGUCAUGGUUGCCGCAGACCUCGGCAACAGCUCGAUUCCUGCUCAGCGGCCCAGCUUUCCUGCCACUGCGGCGGAGCUUUCGGAGGACGAUGCUGCCAUUCUACGUGAUAUACAUGUGCUACUACUUCAGACGAGCAUCAUCGAAGGGGAAAUGCAGUGCCGCAACUGUGGCCACACAUACUACAUCAAGAACAGCAUCCCCAACCUCCUGUUACCACCGCAUCUCGCUUAG